Messenger RNA from Oryzias melastigma (Indian medaka), 1602 nucleotides. RefSeq names its product claudin 11a (gene cldn11a). Lineage: Eukaryota; Metazoa; Chordata; Actinopteri; Beloniformes; Adrianichthyidae. Gene Ontology annotation, cellular component: plasma membrane; bicellular tight junction. The record is from RefSeq and is a predicted model, not a curated record. The coding region runs from base 163 to 822 and encodes 219 amino acids. The transcript is spliced from 3 exons. Gene Ontology annotation, molecular function: structural molecule activity. Gene Ontology annotation, biological process: cell adhesion; bicellular tight junction assembly.
UGGAAUUUAGAGCUUCAUUCUUUGGAAGCGAGCGGCUGGAUCUCUGAUGGAAAUACUCGGCAACUGAAGCGUUUUUGCUUUUUUGUGGAUUGACUUCUUUCGGUGGAAUGUGAACUCUUUUUACAAGUUUGACCAGAUUUUGUGAAGAGUUUUUUCCUCACCAUGGCGAACUCUUGCCUCCAGCUGAGCGGCUUUCUCCUCGGCUCCCUCGGGUGGGUGAGCAUCCUGAUCGCCACGGCCACCAACGACUGGGUGCUCCUGUGCAAGUACGGCUUGAACACCUGCAAGAAGAUGGACGAGCUGGGGGCCAAGGGGCCCUGGGCCGACUGCGUCAUCUCCACGGGACUGUACCACUGCGUGUCCCUGACGCAGAUCCUGGAACUGCCAGCUUAUAUCCAAAUCACUCGAGCCCUGAUGGUCACGGCCUCCAUCCUCGGCCUCCCGGCGGUGGGAAUCCUGCUCAUGUCCAUGCCCUGCAUCAACCUCGGAAAUGAUCCUCAGAGCUCCAAGAACAAGCGUGCCAUCCUGGGAGGGGUUCUCCUUCUUCUAGUUGCGAUUUGUGGUUUGGUGUCCACCAUCUGGUUCCCCAUCGGCGCCCACCGGGAGCAGGCGCUCAUGUCCUUCGGCUUCUCGCUCUACGCCGGCUGGGUGGGCACCGUGUUCUGCCUGCUGGGCGGCUCCAUCCUCACCUGCUCGUCCGACUCCUCCCCCCCGUCUUCCCGCCCUUACCAGGAAAACAACCACUUUUACUACUCCAAGCAGGGAGGGGGCCAAAUGCCGGCCCCCUCCGCCACCAACCAUGCUAAAAGCGCCCACGUCUGAGGGGGGAUGUGGACGCGGGACAUUUUAACGAAAGAGAUCCCGGCUUAGACGCAGAUACACUCGCUGCUCGCGCUAAAUGAAUUAACAGUUUAUUGACUAGUAAAAAAGACUGUUUUGGUUGAGCUUCUCUAUUCUCUGCUGGGUGUCGUUUGGACCCCCAAAAUGAAUGUCUGUGGACAAUUACUUCAAUCUACUCAAAAAUAUCUUCUUUUUUUUUGUUUUUUUUUCCUAUUUCGUCUUCUAAGAUCAUUUUUUAUGAGUUUUGUUGAAUAUUUUUAAAUAAAAUGAAUCAUUCUGUAUUUUUGUGGUUGAAUAUGACUGUAAAUGUUUUUUUUUUUGUUUUUAAAUAUUGAUUAUUCUCUGACAGUAUUUGACAACUUUAUAUAUCGGGUUGUUGCUGCUUUCACAGCUGUAAAAAGUGAAACGUUGGAUCAAUUAACAAAAUAAAUGCAAUUUGUUACAUUUCAAAAUGGCAGUUUUUAUCAUAUAAAUGUUUAAGUUAAGAAAACCAUCAACUCAUAAUUAACAAUUAACAAAUCAUGAUUAACUUGAUAUUUAUUAAUCCAAAUUAAUCCAAAUGACACUUUUGUUAUAUCUGAGUUAACACUUUAUAAAUUUAAAGAUUUCAGACUCUAACAAUGAAGGAAAAAUUUAUCUCUGACCUGUUUUUGUGCAAAAGCCGCAUAUUGUAAUACAAAUUUACCUGUUAAAGAUUGUGUUUAAUCACAACACAAAAGUGUGAUUUCAUCACUUCACAGCCUCAAUUAAAAGUAAAUGUAG